AGAAUAACAGCUGUUAGUUUCUUCGGCUGCAUAUUUGUAGUAAAUGCAUUUUUACGAUUUCAAUUUUUCAAAUUUGAAUUUCAAUUCAUUACCAUGGAGUCAAAACACACACUGGUUCAUUGGUUUCGCAAGGGUUUGCGUGUACAUGACAAUCCAGCGCUGACGCUUGUGUUUACCAAAGCACUCAGUGCGCCAACACAAUAUUGUGUCCGUCCAAUUUUUAUACUCGACUCUGCGUUAGUGGAAUGGCUAAGAGUUGGCGCGAACCGCUGGCGCUUUUUGCAACAAACACUGGCUGAUUUAGACGCACAACUACGCCAAAUAAAUUCUAAACUCUAUGUCGUGCGUGGAACGCCGGCUACAGUUUUUCCCCACAUCUUUCGUGAAUGGCGGGUCAGUUUGCUAACAUUCGAGACAGAUAUUGAACCUUACGCACUGAAACGCGAUGCUGAGGUGCAGCGUUUGGCAAAGGAAGCUGGCGUAAAGGUGGACACUUGUUGUUCGCAUACUAUUUAUAAUCCGGAGUUGGUAAUGCAACGGAAUGAUGGCAUUGCUCCGUUGACUUACCAGAAGUUUUUAAGUGUUGUGGAUAAAUUCAAAGUAGCGUUGCCAGUGCCGAUGCCGGAACAAUUGAAUGAUGAGAAUGAGCCCCCAAAGGAUGCAAAGGAAAAACGUGAUGUGAAUUGCUAUGCAAUUCCCUCAUUGGAAGAGCUGGUUAAGCGACCUGAGCAACUGGGAGAGAACAAGUUUCCCGGCGGUGAAAGUGAAGGUUUGCGACGCUUGGAUGCAUCGCUAAGCGAUGAGUCAUGGGUUGUCGCUUUCGAGAAACCAAACACUUCACCAAAUUCGCUUGAACCAAGCACCACUGUGCUCAGUCCCUACCUUAAAUUUGGCUGCCUCAGUGCGCGUUUGUGUCAUCAGCGGAUAACAAACAUUUUAAGUCGGCAUAAAAAACAUUCGAAACCGCCUGUGUCACUGUUGGGGCAACUACUUUGGCGUGAAUUUUAUUACACUGCUGCUGCUUCCGAACCAAAUUUCGAUCGUAUGUUAGGCAACAAAUUCUGCAUGCAAAUACCCUGGGAAAGUAACGAAGCGCAUUUGACAGCUUGGGCGUAUGGGCGUACUGGCUAUCCAUUCAUUGACGCUAUUAUGCGUCAGUUGCGCAAGGAAGGUUGGAUUCAUCAUUUGGCACGUCACGCAGUCGCAUGCUUUUUAACGCGCGGUGAUUUGUGGAUCUCCUGGGAGGAGGGGCAAAAAGUGUUCGAGGAGCUGCUGCUCGAUCAGGAUUGGGCUUUGAAUGCGGGAAAUUGGAUGUGGCUCUCAGCAUCUGCAUUCUUUUAUCAAUACUUUCGUGUUUAUAGCCCAGUCGCUUUCGGCAAGAAAACUGAUCCUACAGGCGUUUAUAUAAGAAAAUAUGUACCUGAGCUUGCAAAGUACCCUGCAGGUUGCAUUUAUGAACCGUGGAAGGCGACAUUGAGCGCACAACGGGAAUAUGGCUGUGUACUGGGUGAAGAUUAUCCGCAUCGCAUCGUUAAUCACGAAACAGUGCAUAAGGAGAAUAUCAAACGCAUGACGGCGGCAUAUAAGGUGAACCGAGAAGUAAAGCAAGGCAGCAAAACUUGCGACAAAGACGACGAAAGGGCUAAGCGUAAAAAAGUGGGAAAUAGCGUGACAUUGGCAAAAAAACGACGUACCUAAUGCAACAUAUUUCCUACAGUAUUAUCCAGUA
Molecule: messenger RNA, 1729 nt
Organism: Anastrepha ludens (Mexican fruit fly)
Lineage: Eukaryota; Metazoa; Arthropoda; Insecta; Diptera; Tephritidae
Gene: phr6-4
Product: cryptochrome-2
Exons: 2
Coding region: 94-1698 (534 amino acids)
Biological process (GO): entrainment of circadian clock by photoperiod; circadian regulation of gene expression
Cellular component (GO): nucleus; cytoplasm
Molecular function (GO): FAD binding; DNA binding
Source: RefSeq, a predicted model, not a curated record